Molecule: messenger RNA, 2462 nt
Organism: Nomia melanderi (Alkali bee)
Lineage: Eukaryota; Metazoa; Arthropoda; Insecta; Hymenoptera; Halictidae
Source: RefSeq, a predicted model, not a curated record
ACCUGGUAAUCUUAGUCGAUGUUACGUAAAACGAACAAGCUUGAGAACGAUCGAACGAUCGUACGUCCAACUGAUGGCCUAGACGAGUCUACGAACAGAAAUCAUCGUAGCGACGAUCGACGUUAAGAACGAUAACGAUCGGCGGGCACACACCGCAUCGGCAAUUCUAUUUUCGUUUAAGACAAAAGAAAAUAAAUCUGCUUACGGCUCGGGUGUACAGGGUACGGCUUCUCUAACUCAAUUAUACAUAAUAGUAUCAACAAACGGCCGAGCCAGCGUCGACAGACACGUUUAGUUUGCUCCCGACCGUUGCUGGAAGCGUUCCCAUCGAAAGCUGUCUCCUAUCGUCUCUCCGCACAUUUCCACGAACUUUCAGGUUUUUUUAAGUUGUUUAGUAAAUCGCGGUUAAGAUCGGCCCGCUAGACUCUCGUGGGGAUUAUCUCGUCCUUCGGCAUGGAAGGGUUGAACGGGCAGGAAGAGAAGCCGGAAACGGAGGCACUCACGGAAACGCCGAACGAGGAUACCGUAGAAAAGCCUAAUCAACAGUCCUCCGAGGAUGAUCAAACGAAACAGGACCCAGACAAGUGUCCGCUGAAAAAGCAGCCGGCCAACGAAAUAGUCAGCCCGUCGAAGACGAAAGACAGCCUGACGGGCACGAAGGUGAAGCGCAAAGCUAGGUCCACGCGCAGGAAGCUCAACGCUAUGGUCAGCAACGCGUCCCUGCAUUUCUCCGAUACCGAUUCCGAAGGGGAACUGGCGACGAUCACGCCGCAAAUCAGAUUAAUGAGACACCUGUCCGAAGGCCAACAAGGUCCAGUCAUCUCGAUCACAACAGAGGAAUCGGAGGAUAAAGGGUCGCUAGCCAAAGAGUCCGUUUCCGAGGUAGACAGCAAGGAGACGCUGCAGUGCAACAAUUGCGUUGACAGUCUGACCGACGUGGACGAAAUCUACGCCAGCGAACCCGAGAACGAGACGAGGGAGAGCCCUAGCAACCUGAAAAUCGCGGAAGCUGGUUGCCCGGCCGAGACCGAGUUAGAGGAGAUAGACGGCGACGAAGAGGUCCAGGCUACCAUCUACGUGGAGCCCAGGUCCGACAUUUUCUGCGAGUACAUCGGCGAGACGAUCACCACUAAGGAAGGCGACGGGCCGUUUUCAGUCGAGGUUCGGAACAAAAUCUACCUCGAGGAGGUCCCUCGAGGCAGGUCGCAACCCAACGCGCCGGAAAUCAUGGUUCUGCCUAACACCGACGAGGAGGACAUGACCGUGUCCGACGAGGAGUUCGCCGAGGAGGCUUGUUUCAAUCAGAAGGAGGUAUUCGAGGAUCUGGACGUGCUGGCUGCGUCCCAGAUCGUCAUGAAGAAUAUAAACAAGACGGACAACGCGUUGACCGUUAAAGACGUCAGUGACGACGCGAUUAGCGAUUGCCACACCGACGUCGAGGAGGUCGAACAGAUUGAGUAGAAGUGCGACGGUAAGAACCGAGAGAGUUCUGGGGAUUUUGUACGCCGAGAUGCCGUGUCUGGAUGUUUGGUCGAAGAUACUUUGGUUGAUUCCACUGGAACACCGAGGGUGCACGUACUUAUCGUGCGUCGUAUUGCAUCCUAUAGGUUUUUGUACACCUUGUAUGACGAAAGUAUCGAACGAUGUAUUGUAAGAUCGAUAUAUUACCAGCCGCGGAUUUUGUCCGUUCGUUCGUUUUUCUGUUUGUUUGUAGCGUGUCUGUCGGAUUAUUUGUACAGAGGCAAACGAUGGCCGAUGUUCACGGUUUGUAGAUAAAUCGUAGUGGUUGGAAAACUGUUGGAUUGUUUGUGGAUCAUUCUGUGGAAUAUCUAUGGAACCACCCCCUUUUAGUUGAGAGUAUCUAGUUGAUAGUUGUAUUCGGUCCAGCGAUCUUUAUAUGAUUUUGUAAGUAUUACCAGUUUCAUCGUUGCAUGAAUUCUUCCCUUGACGACUGUUGUACAUAUCUCACCUUUCUAAACCGAUGCUCGCGGUGUGUUAACGGAGCCACGUUACUAACGGAAUGUCUCGUCUACUAAUAUUCCCGUUUUAUUCUUGUACAGUCGAUCAGCCUGUUUUCACUUUCUUUUUGCACUGUGCUUUGAAUGAAAUGUCUCACGUUUGAAAUUGGAAACGAGAUCGGAGAACGUGUGCAAGAAACCCAACGAAUCAUUCCAUGACGAAAACGACGGAAUUUCGAUUCUGGACGUUGAAGAUUAGAAAUGUCGAUUUCGAGAAAUUCGGGAAACCAUGCAAUUGAUCGAAGUAUAAGAGAAUACAGAGAGUGUCGAUGUGUAUCUAGGAUUCGUUAAACGACAAACUCCCGCUCCGACGAUUGACAACUGAUAUUAACGCAAUUUUCUGUACUUGUACUUGCAGACAAAACUGCCGUCCUGAACAUUAUCAUAGACAACCGUAUGGGAUAUUAAUAUUAAAUAUCGACGGACACUAUAUAUUAUCUAAGG